UCCUAUUCCCAAAAAAUUCUCAAACAGCCGCCAUAGGGUUCCGCAGCUUCUGCAACCGAUGACAAUAAUUAUCUUCGACUCAUCAGAUUGAAAAAUUCGUUCUCCUACGUCUAAAAUCUUAGAAAUCAAAUAGGAACCGCCAUUUUUACGGACAGCCAUAAAAAAACUAUGAGUACCUUUUUUACCAUUUUGCUAUAAAGCCCUAAAAUGUCUAAUUUUCUUCUAUGGUAGUAUUAUGAUACUCUGUAGUUGACUCAGGCUUGCGCCUGAUGUCACUGUCAGCUGUUCGAUCAGCUGUGUUUGUACGUAAUUGUCAUUAAAUUGUCAAAUUAUACCAUUUUUUAUCGCAAAGUCGUAAAUAUCUGCAUUAUUAGAAAAUUUAUGAUCACCAGGGCAUUUUCGUUUGUAUUGUGCUUUUACCAAUUUAUGGCUUGGAGAUCGCACGGAGCAAAUAAUGAAGAUUUGGUCAGGCAAUUGAGAUCGCAUAACAUCAUUAAAAGUGAUGUGGUAGAAGAAACUAUGCUGAAAGUUGAUAGGGGUCAUUACUGUAAAAAUAAUCCGUAUAUCGACGAACCCCGAAGCAUUGGUUAUGGGGUAACCAUAAGUGCUCCCCAUAUGCAUGCUCACGCUUUAGAAUUGCUUAAAGACAAGUUAAAACCUGGCGAAACAGCUUUAGAUGUAGGUUCUGGGAGUGGGUACCUAACUGCAUGCAUGGCCAUAAUGUUAGGAAAAGAUGGAGUAGCUGUGGGAAUUGACCAUAUAGCUGAAUUGGUUGAAAUGUCUAAAGAAAAUAUGAAAAAAGGAAAUCCAGACUUAUUAGAGUCUGGAAGAGUUAAAUUGAUGGUAGGAGAUGGUCGUAAAGGUGUACCAGAAUUUGCCCCGUACAAUGCUAUUCAUGUUGGUGCUGCAGCUCCUAAAGUUCCGGAAGUUUUAAUAGAUCAAUUAAAGGUGGGGGGUCGCCUUAUAAUUCCGGUUGGCCCAUCUCCUGGCUAUCAACAACUGGAGCAAAUUGAUAAAAUGGAAGAUGGUACUAUACAGCGUACACCCCUGAUGGACGUUUUGUAUGUACCUCUUACAGAUGAAGCCAGUCAGUGGCCGAAACAUCAGUGACUAAAAAUUUUAGGGCUUGGCGCCAUCACCCUAGUAGCAUUGAUUAUUAGUUCGAAGUUAUUCUCACUAUUAUAAUAUUUAUUUUUUGAAACUUGCAUGCUAUUUUAACCUGAGUAACAUUUGCAAUUUUAAUUGUUUUAAUUAAUUUAUUUUAUUUAUUUCCGCUGUAAUUUAAUAGGUAAAAAUAAAUCAGUUGUAUGUUAAGAUAGGUGAGCACAAAACAAUUGUUUCUGUUGAAGCAAAAUUUCAUAUGUAUUUAAUAACACAUUGUGCAUAUAUAAACUUAACAGAGAAUGUAUCCUUUAAUUAGUUCCGUGUCAAUUACGUAUAACAAUUGUUUGUCUUCCUCAUUCAUUGUAAUUGUAUUAAUAUUUUUUUAAGACGACAAAUUAUUUAUUACAAAUGGAUAUUUGAAUUUAGUGCUGACAAGUCGGAAUUGUAUAUUUUCUAGUCAUUGUGUAUUAAAUUGUUUUUAAAGCAG
This is a messenger RNA of Agrilus planipennis (emerald ash borer), 1591 nucleotides long. Its product is annotated as protein-L-isoaspartate(D-aspartate) O-methyltransferase-like. The record is from RefSeq and is a predicted model, not a curated record. Lineage: Eukaryota; Metazoa; Arthropoda; Insecta; Coleoptera; Buprestidae. The transcript has 4 exons. Gene Ontology annotation, cellular component: cytoplasm. The coding region runs from base 382 to 1110 and encodes 242 amino acids. Gene Ontology annotation, molecular function: protein-L-isoaspartate (D-aspartate) O-methyltransferase activity. Gene Ontology annotation, biological process: protein modification process.